Molecule: messenger RNA, 1521 nt
Organism: Penicillium nucicola
Lineage: Eukaryota; Fungi; Ascomycota; Eurotiomycetes; Eurotiales; Aspergillaceae
Product: cytochrome P450
Exons: 6
Coding region: 1-1521 (506 amino acids)
Molecular function (GO): oxidoreductase activity, acting on paired donors, with incorporation or reduction of molecular oxygen; iron ion binding; monooxygenase activity
Source: RefSeq, a predicted model, not a curated record
AUGCUUUUUGAGAUAGUUCUCGAUACCCUGCAGUCUUCUGCGUUUCUGAUCAUCAUAGUUGUGGUUCUUGGCCUUGCUAUAUAUGACGCUGUCCUCCAUCCCGGAUUUCCUCUGAUCGGCACUGACACGAAGGAUGGUUAUUCUCGUGGAUUGGCCAAGGCCCGACAGCAAUGGACCGCCCAUGGAAAGGAACUUAUUGACCAAGGUCUGACACAGGCAAGUGCCCGAUUCACUGGUUGCUUCCAGGUCUUCACAGAGGUUGGACCCAAGCUUGUUCUACCCAAUCGAUUUGCGCACGAGAUACGCAACCACUCUAGUUUUCAUUUUGGUAGUGCCGUAUCCGCUGUGCGUGAAGAAAUACUUUGUUAUUAUUUUAAUUCAUUCCGAAGCUCCGAAUUCUUCGGAUCGUACCCUGGAUUCGAGCCCUUUGCCUUGGACAGCUCGUCGCAAGUUGUCAUAGAUACUGUGAAAGGCAGACUUACACAAUCACUCAACUGGACAGAGAUUACAUACAAGCCGAAACUAUUACAUUUGAUAUCCCGCAUUUCCUCACGCGUCUUCCUCGGCCCGGGGCUUUGUGAAAAUGGGGAAUGGAGAAAUAUCAGCACAGAGUACGCCGUUGCUGCUUUCGUUGCCGCGCGCGCCUUACGACAGUGGAAUUUUGCCCUCCGCCCUAUUAUCCACUGGUUUCUCCCGGAGUGCCGGCAGCUUAGAGCUACACUGGCGCAGGCGCGAAGAAUUCUGAAGCCAGUUAUCGAAAAACGCCGCGAUGAAAAUCGCCAGCGACACGAUCAUGGACAAGGUCAAUUCAAGGUCGCCGACACUAUUGGGUGGAUGGAUGAGGCAGCUAGAGGGCAGCCUUACGAUGCUGCAGUCGCUCAAAUUGGCCUCUCGCUUGCUGCCAUUCACACGACGACCGAAAUGGUAAGCGGCCUCAUCAGCGACCUGUGUGCCAAUCCUGAGUACUUUGAGCCCUUGCGCGAGGAGAUAGCUUUGGCUAUAGCAGAUAAGGGUUGGUCGAAGAAGGCACUACAAGAUUUGAAACUUAUGGAUAGUGCAAUGAAGGAGUCACAGAGACACCACUUCGGCGAUGUUGCUGCAAUGAACCGUAUGACUGUUAGCCCCGUCACGCUGUCAGAUGGUACCCAGAUUCCGAAAGGGGCUCUGACAAUGAUUGGCAUCAACCAGAUGCAUGACGCAAGUGUGUUCCCUGAGCCUCAUAAAUACAAAGGCGACAGGUUUUUCAAAAUGCGUCAAGAGCCUGGACAGGAACAGCGUUGGCAGUUUGUCUCGACUGCACCCGAACACCUUGUCUUUGGUCACGGCAAGCAUGCUUGCCCAGGAAGAUUCUUUGCCGCAAAUGAGAUUAAGGUUGUACUGAUCUUCCUGCUCAUGAACUACGAUUGGAAGUUCACCGCUGAGGGCCGUAAAGUGGACAAGUCUUUUGGCCAGGAGACAGAUACUGACCCGACUGCCAGAGCAAUGAUCAGGAGGAGGAAGAAGCAGGGUGUGGUUUUGUGA